UUAAACAUCAAGGAAGAAGAAGAAGAAGCCCAUCAGAUAAUGGCAAAAUCAAUGGUUUAUAAAGGAAAUGUUGAGUAGAAAAGACGCGAAGAGGACGAAAAAAGAAAUUCGCAGAGCUUUAGAGAUCUGAAUUCAAUUUAACACAUCAAAAGUUGAACAGCAUGGAACUUGCUAAUGACCCACUCUGUGAACCAUCUGCUCCUGAAGCAAAUCUGCACAAUGAGCAGCUUUCACUUUCAGACCGCCUGUCUCCUGUGGAAGCACCAUUAGAUAGUAUUGUACAUGGAAUAGAGGCUACAGAGGGCACAGAACGAAACAGUGGCCUUGAGUUGAAGCUGGGCCUCUAUGUCCCGGCACCACCAAUAAUAGAGCCUGUUACCCCUGUAGAGGAAACAGUGGAGCAUUGUGCACUUCCUGCAGCAACAGAAGAGGACAGCACACAACCUGAAGCCGUUAAAGAGGGGUGUUCAGAUGAAACUGCCAACUUUGAAGGCUUUCACUGCAAAAAUCAGACAAGUCUGGCUGAGUCGAGUUCGAAUACUGUGACAGAAGUGGGAUGUGAGCAUGCAUCCAAUGAAACAAGCUCAUCAGACUGUAUGGCUGCAAGUUGUAUGCCUGUAGAGCCCAUAAGCUCAAAUGAAACACCAAAAACUUGUGCCAAUAUUAAAUCAUCAACUGGAAGUACAGUAGACGAUGCCGACAGAAAGAACAUCCCUCCAAAGAAGGACAAAUUUAACCCUUUGAAACUUGACAUGGCCAAAGUAAUACCUCUCACCUCAUACCAGCUCUCACUGCAGUGCAUAGAAUGUCACAUCAUCUUCAGUGACUCCAAAAGCAAAGAACGGCACCUUAAAAUGAGCCACCCUGCAGAAUAUCAGCAAUGCAUGCUGGGAGAUGCUCUCUUUACUUGCUAUGUUUGUGAUCAGCAUUUCACCACCUCCACAGAGCUUAUGGCCCAUCAACGCACACACACGGGUAACGAGCGGUUUAAGUGCCCGUUUUGUAGUGAAGCCUUCUACCGAUCCUGUGAACUAACAAGUCACAAAAAAAAAUGUCACUUCAGCAAACAUGGAUACACCUGCUCAGAGUGUGGCAAGCCUUUCAAAACCUUUACUUUGCUCAGAUACCACCAACGGGUACACACAGAGGAAAAGCCUUUUGUUUGCAUGUACAAACAAUGUGGUAGAAAGUUUUCUGCAUCCAAGUCUCUUCAGCACCACUUAGAAAAACAUCAGAAAGAAGAUAACCAGACAAAUGCUUCAACCACCACAAAGAAAAAGAGGGAUAAAGGAAAAAAUGAGCGGAAAUUCCCAUGCUCACAGUGUGCUGCAGUCUUCAAGACUUCUAAAGCACAACUUCUUCACAUCAGAAAUAAACACUCUCAAGAGUCACAAAGUAGCACUGUGAUGGUGCCACAACUAAAAGCACCUGGACCUGCUCUGACACAGCCCGCAAAUGGACAACCACAGACUCUGAUCAUGGAAACUGUCGGACCAGCACCACAUCAAAUGGAUAAGCUGGAUCCUGAGCAAAUUAAAAGGCUAAUUGAGAAACUUGGAAAUGUGCAGAAAGUGAAUCAGUUGGUUAUAUUGCCUUUGCAGCCACAAAGCUUUGGGUCACCCCAUCCACAGCCAUUAAUGCAACCAUUGCAUGUGAAUUUUACUCAAUCAGCCAUUCAGCCAACACAAUGUGAGAAAUCUGACACAGACUCGUCAAAAACAGAGCAAAUUAACCUUCAGUUGCCAGCAGAAAUUGGAGAUAUGCAACAAAAGGUUCUGUCACAAGAGGAAAAAAUUAGUUCAUCAGAAAACUCAGAGACCCAAUUAACAGCUGUUGAACUGACACAAACAGAAGUCCAAACGCAAAUGGAUGAAAUUCACCUUGAACUUAUACCGAUACAGACUGAAACUUCUGUUUUGCUGGAUCAAACACCUUUACAGGUUGAAGCACCACAGAAUGAUUCUGUUAAUGAGAUGGCACAAAUAGCAGAGGAACAUAUUCCAUUCACACAAGGCAUUACAGCGUUGGAAACAAACAAUGAACUACCUUUAAUUCCUCAACCAGAAACUGCAAAGUCUCAUCAUGUGGAGGAGGACAAUGUGCCAGUUGACACAGUAGCAUUAGAGGAAACGGUUACCAAUGUAGAGAUGCCAUGUCCUGCACAAAUGCUAGAUUCAACAGAAUUGUCAGUGGAAUCUGAGUCACUGGUGGUAAUUGAACAGGGUGAUAUAGUCAAAUUAAGUGAACCUCAAGAACUUCAGGAAAUCCAAGCUCAAAAGGACCAAGCUAAAUCAGAGAAAGAACCAUCCUUGCCAAUGGAACCACAAUCUCAGCCUGAUUCUCUCAACAGUGUGCAGAAUGACAACGUAAUUGACCUUCAACAAAGCUCUGUGCUUACACAAGACCAGACUAGAGCCAGCUUACAGGAUUUCCCUUUUGUUCAGAAGAAACUUCCAACAAAGAAAAAAAGAUCUAAGAAACAAUUGGCUGACAAAAUAGAGACUAAGGAAGCAAGUACAGUAUGUGAUUGUCAGGUAGCAUCAACCAAGAAAGUUAAUACUUCAUCAAAAGUAAUGACUAAAAAAAGAGAAAAGGCAAAGAACAAAAAGCUUGUUGUCAAAUUUGGACCAAGUGAGAAGAAAAAAUCCUCUAAACCGAAGGUAAUAAAAACAUCAAAAACCAAACAAAACCAGAACCAGCAAAUUAGUGAUCAAGACAAAGUUCCUAUAUUGUCUCAGCAUGACAAUAAACUGAAUUUAAACCAAAAAGAUCAAAAAGGAAAGGAGGUUGAAAGUCCUUCAGAAGCAGAAGUGAAGACAACUCUCACUAAUUCAUCAGACACUGUUUUGGCAGAACCAGAAGCAACACAACAAGUGAAACCCCAGAAGAGAAAAAUGAAGAAUCAAAACAAUUUGGACAAGAAGGCAAACUCUGUCCAGGAGGCUCACCAAGAUGAAGCACUGGUACCUGUACGAAAGAAAAAGAAGCAGGGAAAAAAAUCUGAAGAGAAAUGUCCCAAGAAACCCAAGGUUAGGAAGAAGAAUAACCACAAAUUACCCAAGCAUAAAGUUACACAGGGUAAAUCUAGCCAUGAUGUUACAGACCUGGCUCACAUAGAGAAACAAGCUUUGCUCUUAUUAAAAGGCCACAAGCAGCCUCAGCUGAAGGUGCAUAAGUUGGAUGCUACUGAACUCGAGAAAUCACCCCCAAGCAAGUGUGAUAAGGUACUGAAAAAAACAAAAAGUGCACCGAUCAAAUCCUUGAAUAUAGCACACCAAAAGAAAACAAAAUCAGGUGAAAAUAAUUUGUUGGAGUAUCAGGGAGAGCCCCUUUUAUUUGAAAUGCCCUCUGUUGAGAACAGCCCUGGUUCUGUGUCUACAAAGCCCAAAAUUGUACGGAAACGCAAAGCUCCUACAAAGAUAGACCAGGAAAUUGCCUUGAGCCCCCCGUAUUCUCAACUUACUCUUGGGUGCCAGGACUGUGGAAAGAUGUUCUCAGAAGUGUCUGCUUUACAGGAACACAUGGCAUCCUGGCACUCAGCUGGAAAGGUGGCCUUCCCAGAUGAGACAUUUGAUGUUGCUAAAAAACGAGUCAUAAGACCUGGUCCUAAUGAAAAAUGCAUUUUACCUAAUGUCUUUGAAAUUCAGGUUGCAACAGAUUGGGACAUGGAGACUGAGGUGGGGGAGAUUGUGGGAGAAAGACUGUCAUUCCCAGCGUUAAGUCCGUCUCCUUCUUUGACACUUGCUUCUGGUGGUGUUGAAGGAAAGGAACAAGGAGGAGUCAAAGAUUUUGAAGGAAUUGUUUCUGGACUUGAGCAGCCUCCUGAGCAAAAUCCUUUAGAAGUUUGCGAGAUUCCCUCCCAGGCUUCAACCCUAGCCUUAGGCAAAAGUAUUGUGACCCAGGAGCACACAAAAAAUACUAGUGAGAAUGGGUCAGAAAAAGCACAGAGUAAUGGGGUCAGGUCUAUCACAGAAACAUCUUGCGCUGAACUCAAAGAUGCAGCGGAGGAAGAAAUUAAAGAAGAACUUCCUUCAGAUGUUAAUUUAGUCAUGGUUGGUGAAAAAAAUGUGGAAGAGAACCAUAACACUCAGAUAAAUAAUGUUUCAGGUGACUCUCAAGAGCUUAAAAAUGAAGUGCGCAAUCUAGGUUCUCAGGCUCACGAGUCUGCAAAAGAUGCCAGUGUAAUAUUGACUCAAAAUGUUCUUACUGAACCAGAGAUAAAGCAAGAAGAAGAGGAGGUACUUGUACGUAGAGUUGAUGAUCAUAAAAGAGUGAUGGGAGAAAAUUCUGCAACAAGAGGUAAGAAAGGAGUUGGAAAAAGCCGUAGCAAGAGACCGCUUGGAAGAAGAACUAGCACAGAAAACAGAAGUAAAAAGGACAUUGAAGGAAAUAAGGAUCCACAAGAAUGCCACGUUCUCUAUCAUCUGUGUAUACUUGAUACUCUGGAGGGAAAGAACAAAGAAAAGGACAAGAAUGGAGUUAAUGCCUCUGAAACUUGUCAACCAUUGUCUUCUGAGGAGGCUCCUGAGGAACAGGUUGUUUUUGAGUUGGAUUCUGUUACCACAAGUGUAAUGGAUAUUGUAAACUCUGGAGACAGUUCGUUUGAAGAAUCUAGAGAGCUGGUUCGAGACGGCAGCUCACCUGGAAUCAUACUGGAAAAAUUCUUGACUGCUCGGGAGAGAAAUAUGGAAAAUCCAAACACCCAAAGUCGGAUUAGGGCAAACUCCUCGUUGGAUACCAGUAAAGUGACUUCAGCUAACACAUCAGCUGACGUGAAAAUAGAAGAACGUUCUUCAAAUCUGGCUCACCACAGUCUGAUUUCUUCUGAGAGUGGUGCAAUGCGUGGAGUACAAAUGUUUUUUGUCAAAGCGGAAGACCACUUGACUACAAAUGAGAUGUUUCAGGCACUCCAGCCUGUGGAUCAUCAACGCGUUACAUGUCAAGAUAAGACCAAUUAUACGAACAGAGAUGGCACCUCCUCGGACUCUCAUGUAGUACCCCUGCAGUCCUUCAGCAAGCAAUGUAUAUUUUAUCCUGUUAAGGAGGAAGAGAGGGAACAUUUAAUGGAGCCUUCUCAAGCGGAUCAGACAUUUUUGAAUUCGGGGGAACUUGCAGGGACUUCAUCUGGAAUUGAAGAAUGUGAGGAAGUCAGGGUGGGUUCGGUACAAAUGGACAUGCAACAUCUAUACACAACAUCUGAAGAGGGUGAUGUUAGUGCUGAACAGCAGAGAACUCGAGGCUUUUUAGAAUUCCUUUCGGAGAAUUCAGACACGGAUGAUGCCGAUAAUGUCCACUCUGAACCAGAAGCUGAAACCAUUGUGAUGUCCUGUUACCAUGGAAUACAGAGUAAUGGUACAGUACAUCAAAAUGGUGUAGAGAGAUGUAGUCCAAGUGGCAGAACAAACGUGGGUGCCUCUCCAACAAGGCACACAGAACCAGAGAGGCAGCUCAACUGGAAGCCCAUUAACUACUUCAAUCAGUAUUUUAGUUUGGACACGUGGAAUGAAAUUGCUGUUUGCACAAGGGAAACAUCAAAACUGCCGAACCUUGUUACAGAAAAAGAGGUUGCACAGUAUGUGGGAAUCCACAUUGCAAUGGGAACUCUGAAGUUUCCAAGCACAAAGCUCUACUGGGAAGAUUGCACACGAGUACCUCUGAUCUCUGAUACCAUGUCGGCUUCAAAAUUCUGUGAGCUUACUCGUAAAGUGAAGCUGGCCAGUUCUGGUGGAGCUUCUGCGGGGACGAGUAGCGAUCAGCAGUCUGAAGAAAGGAAUAGAGACCAGCCAGAACAGAGUAAUGAAGCUCACAGUAAUGAGGCACAUAAUUGCACAAACUUAAAGACAGAUCCUUUGUGGAAGGUAAUGCCGUUGAUAAGAAGAGUUCAAGACUGUUGUCGGGCACUGAAGCGACAUGGAAACUAUGGGGUCGACCAGUACCCCCUUCCUUUUCAAAGACGCCCAACCCAUUCAUUACUUCACACAGUUGUCAUAAAUGGUGGAGGGUUGGUUGUGGACUUCAUCUUGAGUGUAGAUGACUCCAAUAGAGAAGAUGUAGUUGAGAAAAUGGUCUCUAGAGGUAAGGAGAGAAACGAAGGGAUGGUGUUUCUUUGCAAACCAGAGCUUUCUACACCUUCUAUGCUAGAGCAUCUUUUAGCGGCUGGUGUGCAAAGCGCUGGCAAGGUUGGUGGGGCAAGAGGGCAAAUAGGUGAUGAGUUUGUGAGCUCGGAUGGAAAACUCAAGCUUUUCAGAUGUCAUCAUGGCUUUAUCCUUUCGGCAGUGGUAAAGGAAAAACCUCGUUCAACAUCUCUUGUCAGUGGCUUCGAGCGAGCAAUUAAGGCUGCAAAUCUUAACCGUGACUUGAGAAGUCUUUAUCGCACACCCUGCACAAACUCGGCAGUCAGUGCUUGGCCGCAGUCUGUUCUCUGGGACUUGAUCGAUCUGGUUUUAGUAAAUGCAUGGAUACAGUACAAGCAAGAUUACAGUCAUAUUACAGAUCUGUUAUCACUUAUGGCAUUUCGUUUGGAGGUGGCCAAAGCAUUGAUUCUCUCCAGUGGUGUUGACGCACAAGACUCAUCACCUCCCUGCCCUCCUGCUUCAAAACUACACAGUCCAGAUACAAACUCGAGACCUUCUCAGGUUCUUGAGACCCCUUUGCCUGAUGAACAUACACGGUAUGAUGGCUUUGGACACUGGCCAGAGCAGCUGGCAGAGGGGGAGGAGGCCAGGAGGUGUCGAUUCGGGGGCUGUGAGAGGACAUCACGUGUGCGGUGUCUUAAAUGCUGUGUGUUCCUGUGCAUUUCUCGAAACCACAACUGCUUCCUGAAGUUUCACAGUCAGGGGUCUUCAUGAGGCAUACAGACUGUGCCCAUUUUAACUUAAACUUUUACUCAUUUACUUAAAUAAGAUGGUUAAUCAUUAAGUUAUUGCUCAUCUUGACUCAAAACAAAUCCUGAACCAUCCAUAUCUAUUUUUGUCCAGGUUUUGUACUUGUGCAAAUACUCAAAUAAGCCCAUUUGGAUGUAUAAUGAAUGUUAUAUUGUGAUUGUUAUAUUUUCUUUUUAUGUUGAUACUGAAAUGUUAUUGUAUUUUAAACCUAGCAAACAUUAGAACGUGUCCCAUGCAUUGUUUGGUUUCUAUUUCCUAAAAGGAAAAGUUAAUUUUAGAAUGUUAUGUUUGAUUCCAGCUCA
This is a messenger RNA of Sinocyclocheilus rhinocerous, 7186 nucleotides long. RefSeq lists its product as uncharacterized. The transcript has 10 exons. Bases 162 to 6848 code for a protein of 2228 amino acids. The record is from RefSeq and is a predicted model, not a curated record. Lineage: Eukaryota; Metazoa; Chordata; Actinopteri; Cypriniformes; Cyprinidae.